This is a messenger RNA of Varanus komodoensis (Komodo dragon), 11196 nucleotides long. RefSeq names its product ubiquitin specific peptidase 49 (gene USP49). The record is from RefSeq and is a predicted model, not a curated record. Lineage: Eukaryota; Metazoa; Chordata; Lepidosauria; Squamata; Varanidae. Gene Ontology annotation, cellular component: cytoplasm. The transcript is spliced from 8 exons. Gene Ontology annotation, biological process: protein deubiquitination. The coding region runs from base 733 to 2913 and encodes 726 amino acids. Gene Ontology annotation, molecular function: cysteine-type deubiquitinase activity; zinc ion binding.
GAAGAGGGGAGGUUGACCCCCGUAUUGGGGUGGGAGGUUUGAGGGGGCUCCACCCCUUCGGGGCUCAAAUUCCAAAUUGGGGGGUGGAGGUUAUGCUGCUCUAAGCCCCACCUUCUUAUUUGGAGGAAAUUUCAGCUACCCGUUUGGCCAGGCCGACAGAGGGGAAGAGGUCUUGACCCCUCCAUAGUAGGGGGGGUCGAGGAAGAAUUUCCUUGCAGGUCCGCAAUAGGCGGUAUGGGAGGUUAUACACAACGAAGGGAGGGGGCAAAACCUCCUGUUGGGGGAAGGGGUGCACGAACCUUGCCCUAUGCGAGGGUAAAAAGGGGCAUCAACCCUAACAAGUGAAAAGGAGGAUAGUUGUGACAGGAUUUGCAGCCUGUGGCUGAACAAGCAAAGAUAUCAGCCAACAACUGCUUUUUUAAAAUGCUCAAAACAGACUUCACCGAGAUUGGAGAAGCAGGCUUUGGUGUCGCGAACAGCCGGAGAGCUCACAAUAUAUAUCAAACCCGUGUCGUUGGACAGGGAAGCCUGAGAGGGCUCAGAUAGAGAAACAAAAAAGGUGUUUUAUGUUGCAUUGCCUUUUUCUGAUGAAGAUCUAUAAGUUGUGAUUAAAUUCUUGAGAAACACUUAAAGAGCCUAUUGACUGAAAUGGGGGUGUUCCAGUCUCUGGUCAUUGCGUUACGAGAAUAUUUAAAUAUGAAUCGGUUAAAGCGGAGGAGCUUUAUGUAAGACAUGGAUAGAUGCAAACAUGUUGGGCGGCUACGACUUGCCCAGGACCAUUCUAUACUGAAUCCCCAGAAGUGGCACUGCAUGGAGUGCAACACCACGGAAUCCAUUUGGGCUUGCCUAAAAUGCUCCCAUGUUGCCUGUGGAAGAUAUAUUGAGGACCAUGCACUUAAACACUUUGAAGAGACCAGGCAUCCUUUGGCAAUGGAAGUAAAUGAUCUCUAUGUGUUUUGUUACCUUUGUGAAGAUUAUGUGUUGAAUGAUAAUCCCGAGGGUGACUUGAAAUUAUUAAGAAGUUCUCUUUCAGCAAUUAAAAGUCAGAAGCAUGAUCCAUCUGCUCGAAGUAGUAGGAUGCUACGGUCAAUGGCUUUGGGGGAUGAUGUUUGCAGCCAUCAGAGGGCCCCUCAGGGACAGCCUCAGAUGCUUACAGCUCUCUGGUACAGACGGCAAUCAUUGCUAGCAAAAGCAUUGCGGACGUGGUUUGAUAAAAGUUCUAGAGGCCAGCAGAAACUUGAACAAAAGAAGCAAAUGGAAGAACUAGAGAAGAAGAAGGAGGUGGCCAGACAGCGUCGUCAAGAGAUGAAGCGGAGGUUGUUGGAGGAACUGGCAAACACCCCUCCAAGAAAAAGUGCUAGGCUUUUGUCACAUAUUCGCAGAGAGAAUCUGAUUCCUCGGAAGUUCAGAGAUAUGGAAACAAGUUCCCCUACCUCAAGGAGAGUGCAAAGUAGCAAAUUCAAGCAGUUUUAUUCCAUCCGACGUAAGCCUCUCAUGACUCCUGGUGUGACUGGACUAAAGAAUCUAGGAAAUACAUGCUACAUGAACUCUAUCCUUCAAGUAUUAAGUCACCUUCAGAAGUUCAGAGAAUGUUUCUUGACAUUGGAUCUUUGUGAAACUGAAGAACUUUUAGCUAAGACCGUGAAUGGAAAGUCUAGAAUGUCUGGAAAGCUGGUCAAUGGGCCUGCUCCUACUGAGUCAGGGAGGAAUGAUCAACUGAGUUCAUAUGGCAGGCAGAGCCUGCCAGCUGGCUUAAAUGGCGGGUCCUCAAUAAGCAAAAGUUUAGAACUAAUACAGCCUAAGGAGCCAAGUUCAAAGCACAUUUCUCUCUGUCAUGAACUGCACACGCUCUUCAGAGUAAUGUGGUCUGGGAAGUGGGCUUCAGUAUCUCCUUUUGCCAUGUUGCAUUCUGUGUGGAGUCUGAUUCCAGCAUUUCGAGGUUAUGACCAGCAAGAUGCUCAGGAAUUUCUCUGUGAAUUAUUGGACAAAGUGCAGCAGGAGCUGGAAUCUGAAGGAACAAAACGCAGGAUCCUCAUCCCUUUUUCACAGAGGAAGCUCACCAAGCAGGUCCUGAAGGUGGUAAACACCAUUUUUCAUGGGCAGCUACUCAGUCAGGUAACCUGUAUAACAUGUAACUAUAAAUCCAAUACUGUGGAACCUUUCUGGGAUCUUUCCUUGGAAUUUCCUGAACGUUAUCACUCCAUCAACAAAGGGAUUAUGCCUGUGAAUCAGACAGAGUGCAUGCUGACUGAAAUGUUGGCCAAAUUCACAGAAACAGAAGCUUUGGAAGGGAGGAUUUAUGCGUGCGACCAGUGCAACAAUUGUCCUAAGAGUGACCUCACUUUUCCAGUUGUUUCUGAGGAUCUGGGUGCUUUGGAACAUAGAAAAAGUGUUAUCCAUCUCCUUUGUAAACGACGGAAGUCUUCUCCCAAACCUCUUAUUCUAAGUGAAGCUAAAAAACAGUUAAUGAUCUACAGACUACCUCAGGUCCUUCGGCUGCACCUUAAACGAUUCAGGUGGUCUGGACGUAAUCACCGUGAGAAGAUUGGGGUCCAUGUCCUCUUUGACCAGGUAUUAAACAUGGAACCUUACUGCUGCAGGGACACUCUCUCCUCUCUUGACAAAGAGACCUUUGUCUAUGACCUAUCGGCUGUGGUGAUGCAUCACGGGAAAGGGUUUGGCUCAGGACAUUACACGGCAUAUUGCUACAACACAGAGGGAGGGUUUUGGGUCCACUGCAAUGAUUCCAAACUGAAUGUAUGUAGUGUGGAGGAGGUAUGCAAAACCCAGGCCUACAUUCUUUUUUAUACUCAAAGAACUGUGCAGGGCAAAGCAAGUAUCUCAGAAACACAACUUCAAGCUCAGGUGCUGUCCAAACACAAUGAUAAAGAUAGAAGACUGACACUCCCCUGAAAGGAAGCAUUACUAUUUCAAUCAACUGGCUCAUCUUUUUAAAAAGCCUUUGGAGUUCACUCAUCUUGGCAGGAACAAAUACUGCUGCAGGAAUUAAUUGGAUCCACAGUCUGGAAAAGUGGGCAUCCUAUUAUGUGCAACUCUGUUCUAUGAGAUUGUAGCAGAACAUCUAUUUUUUUUAAAGACAUGUAUUUGUAAACCCUUUCCUCCUCUAAACAAAACAAAGAGUAACAGCCUCCAAUGUCUAGGACCAUUUAUCUUCUUUCAAAGAGAAAUCUAAUGUGGCAUGGAAAAGUAAGUGCAUCCUAAUGUAGGUGUACAAGCAGGAUACAAAGCCAUCAAACUAACAAUAUAUACAUUUUUGUAGAAAAGGAACAACUACGUACAGUAAAAUCCCAUUUAAUCUUUGCUCGCUUGAUAUGGUGAACAGUUGUUGCACCUCUUGGUGUAAAUAACUUAAUCAUAAUAUGCCAUCUUUCUAAACCAAUGUAAUUUGGGUAAGUGGAGUUGUACUGUACUGAAAAUAAUGUGCUCAUAAGCCUUGUUUGUUUUUUGCUGUAAGAGACACGUUGUCUUUUUCCCCCGGCAAUCAGUCCAUUCUGUUGGAGUGAACAAAUGCUGAAAUGAUCUAGAAAGCAGAAUGACACACUUCAGUUUGAGUCUCUGCUAAAAAUUACAGGAACUGUUUUUCUUUACCAUUUCUUUUUUUACACAUCUGUUAAUAAAGUCUACAUUUUCUUCUCUAAAGACUAUUGUUAUGGGAUAGCCAUGGCUUUCAAAGCUUCUGUUAUGCAGUGGCUAUCACAUGAUGAUCAAGGCAUGAAUUGGCCAUGUGAAUCCACCCAGUUUCUCCAUGGUGAGUUAGGUUUCCUGUAUUAAUGAUGACUCAUUUUCUUUUUAUCUUCUAUCAAAACAUAUCUUUUCCUAAGUGCAUAACAACUUCUAGUGUGCAAAGAACAUUCAGGGAUGCAAUAGCCAUCAAACAGAUAAGGAAUGGGCCCUAGCCAACAAUAUAUUGAAUUUCAUAACUACCUUUCCAGUCAAUUUCCCUUGCAGUGGGUGUUUAGAAUCAUAUUUGAAAGGCAGCAUUUUCUACCUAAAAUACAGCAGGGAAGUAUUCAUUUCCUUCCCUUCUCUCACCUCCAGUUCUUAGAGCCUUAGAGACAUAGUUUGCACAUUAGUGCAGAAAUCUAGCUUCAGACUGCAACAUUGUGUGUGAUUACUUUAACAUACACAUACUGUCCAUUCAGCACAAUUUUAAAUAUCAAUAAUAUGUCCACAUGGACUCAUUGAUUAGGACUGUCAUUGACUUUUUGUGAUUACCACUGUUGCAGCUCUGUGGAAAGGGCAUACUCAAAUGCAUAGGUUCAGGGUGACUGAACCACCUGCUGCUUUUGAACUAGGAAAUACUGAUUGAUACCAUAAAGCUUCUACUUUGUUCACAUAAUGAAGGUAAAGCAGAUGAAAUAGAUAUGAUUUUGUUAGGUUUGUAGCUAAGCUUGUGGGGGUGGAUUGCCACUGCCCUAUCAAGAAAGCAAAUGCUUAAUUGCUCAUAGUUAAAACUUGGAAGAAGUAACUGCAGUCUUAUUGUAAGGCCAGUGCUAUUUGACCCAGUUAAUAUAGAAGUUGAGUCUCGUAAAAGAGUAUAGAUCUACUAUUGUAAUUGUAAUAAUCAGAUGACCGUGUGUAACUGCCACUGGGUUCCUCUAUCAGAGCAAAUCAAGUGUACUUCACUAUACACUUUCAGAGAAAAGCACAGGACUUUACACAAAGUCCCAAAGAUCCUGACUUCUUUCUAUAGCUAGUUGGUCAGAAAUAUGCACUGCCAUUCCCAAAAUCAGCUUUCAAUGUACAUUGGAAAAUCUGGGGAGGGGAAGACUGCUUUUGUGCUUGCCUCCCACAAGCCAUGUGUACUGCAAGCCCAUCUUUCUAAGUCCAUUAAUAACUGCCUGAUAAAACUGAAUGACAAAAUAAUUAAAGUAAUAAUGGGCUAAGGGCUUGCCCCUUCAUGCUUUUCAUACUUUGAGCCCUAACUGGAAAUUAGUGGAGAAAAGUUAAUAUGUGGUUUUUGCAUAUAGCUGUGGGCUUGGACUGUGCUACACACCCUGGGUCUCUAGUUUGGUCUGGUAGGGAGUGGCACAGUCACAUGUAGCUUCCAAGUAUUGGAGGUACCAGGUCAGCCUACCUAACACUCUGUAAGACUUUCACUCUAGAAGCAUGCAUCAUAUAAAGCCCAACAGUUGUAGCUGCUGUCUGACAAACAGUGCAGUUAACCAAUUUAAGAUAAGCUUAACCCCUACAAAUAACAGGAGAUUUUUUCACUAGUAGUUUAACACUUGACUAGGGAGAAAAUCCAGCCUUUUAUUGAGACCAAUUUGAUGUGCAGAAAUCAGUCUUUGAAGCUUUACACAGCAUGAGAUACUAUCAGGUGCUGUUGACUGCAUAUCAAACUGAUAAAACAGGAAUGGACAACUUUUUUCAUUGAGGCCACAUUCCAUUGGAGGUAAUCCUUUUGUGGGUGGGGGUGACAAGGCAUGGAGGUUAGCAGACAUUAAGAUACUCUUCAGGAAUCUUAGAGGGAGUGCAGUGGUAUUGAUUGUAAAUUUAGACCACCACUUCUACUCUGUCUCUUUCUCUUCCUUGCUCUCUCUCUCAGACACUCACAUAUACACCUAUUUAAUUCUUUCUGCUCCACUUGCUUCUCUCUCCUGUUGCCAGUGAAGGGCUAGCUACUUCAUCAGGUAUUUCUGGCCUGCAGCAAUCCCACUUCUUUGAAGAGAACAAGAAGUCUGGAAGGCAGGUACAUGUGCAAGUUCAGACAUCUGACUUUAGAACAUGGCUGCUGGAGCAUCUUGCAAAGGACAGUUACUCUAGCUACUGCACUCCAUGAUUAGGCCCCUGUGCUCAUGCGCCUGCUUGCCUGCCUCUCCUGUUCUCGUGGGAUUGGCAGCUGUUGGUAUUGGAAAUGACUGCAUAAAGUAAGGCUGAGUUGCAGUCGUGGCCUCUGGGCCAUGACUAUGAGUUGCCUACAUCUGUUAAAGGCAGUUACAAGUAGGUGGUUAAAAAGCUGACAUGCCUACCAUUAAUACUCAUCUUCUGACUGAGUAUUGCAUUUGUUUUUUAAAAAGAGCUGACACAGAUACCUGGAGAGAAGCAGGAAAUCAAAAUGGGGGUGGGGCUGUGGGGGUGAGGCCAAUUGGUAGCCAUGAAUGCUUGAUGUUUCCCAAGCAAAUUUGGAUAGUAGUAGCCUCUCAUGUGAAUAACCGAGUGCCAUGAGAUGUGGAAAAAUGUGCAAUUGAAAAUUGUUAGGGAAGGAAAUACUUUGAACUGAGCUUGCUGUUUUCCAACACUGUGAGGUUUCUCUAAUAAUUAGCUUUUAUUUGGAAGCGAUAGCGUAUAGCAUUUUUAUGCUGUUUCUUUUAUAUCUGUCUACUGCAAGCAGUACUCUUGCUAUGCUGUGUACACUGUUUUAAAGUGUCCUGGUUGGCAGAAAGUGAAAUAAUUGACUUCUCUUGAUAGCUCUGCCUCUUGCUAUUAUAAUGGAAGCCUAAUGUAGUAAUCAGAUAACAUGUCUUCCCAUAUUUUCCUAGCCACUUUCAACUUCUUUCUUUUCAUGUGUUUACUGAAGCCUAAUUAGUCAGCCCUGAUCCUGAAAAUAUUUAUCACAAAGCAGUGCUUCACUUCCAAGAGACAUUAUGUGCUUGCAAAGUAUGAGCAAAAGCACAUCCACACUUGUUCAUCCAUGGAAAUAGUUCCAUUCAUCUUAGGGGCUAAAUGAUCCUAAACAUGCUGAUUAGGAAGUAAACCAGUUUAACUUGGUAUGGCUUAUUUCUGAAUAAACAUUUUGGGGUCAGGUUGAAAGAGUUUACACACAGGAGUAAGCUGACUACAUCUAGAAGCUGAUGCUUGUAGCUAAAACUAACCAUGAAUAAUAAAGCUGGGUGGAAUAUGGUACUUCAGGCUUUUGAAAUGAGUAUUAAGGUAGAUCAGACUUACGUAGUAUUUCAAGGUCCCAGAAUCUGUGCAAGCAGCUACUACAUAGUAGUAGCUAAUUCUCAAAGUUUGGAGCACUUUCGUUAUCACUUCCUUUCACUGAGGACAGGGCUACAUAGUGCAGUUGCUGAAAUAGCAUCACAUGGUCAAAUGUUCCCCCCCCUUAUUUCAUUUAGGCAAAACAAACUGUUUUAUAUUACAUAUUGCAUUUCCUUUCCCCCACCCAUGGGAAGACACAUGAUGUCAUUAGAUGGGUGUGCCUAAUGUUUCUGAGCACAGGAGAAAAUGCCACAUGACCUUAUUUUCAACAACAGCUACAUGUUGUGUUAAUAAGUAGUCUUACUGUGAGUCUCCGCAAGCCUAGUCUUUAAAACAGAGAUGGAAUCAUGCAGAGGAGAACCAUCCUCUGUGUGUCAGAAUAAAGACACAGGAAGACAGAGACCUAUUUACUCACUUUUCCUUGUAUAUACAGCAUCUUGAACCAGCAUUAUCUAAUUUGUUCAAAUCUGUGGGGAAAGGGGGGAAAAGUAAUGGCAUUGUUAUGUAUCAGAGGCCUACUGUAGGCAUGGGGAUAUUACUACUAAUCAAGUGGAUUAAGGGAAUAUUCAAGCACACUACUCUAUUGAACUGCAAAGUUGACCUGUGCAUAUGCGUGUGCUCCCUCCCUCCCUCGCUCUCUCUUUCUCUGUUGCUUUUGAACUGUAGGCAUUUUUGUUCACUUCAGGGAAAGCUUAAUAUGCCCACAAGUUAAAACAUACGAAUAAAAUUGGUAUUAAAUGUGUCCCAUGGACUCAAAAAGCGACUUUUAAAAGCAUACAUGUUAUCUCUUUGAUACAGAGGCCUCUUUCUGAUUGUAAAGUUCCAUUAUGCUAAUAUGUUGUGUGCCACAUAUGUCUGAGAGAAAAUAAGCAAGUUAUGAAUGUCAGCAAAUAAUCCCUAACACAAGCUGCAGCCGCAUUUCAACAGUAUUGCUGACUGAAAGUAAUUUAUAUGACUGGGGUGAAAGUUGGGGAUGGGAUUAGUUUUGCCUACUGAUAAAGCUUUGUGAACAGUUUUUUAAAGAUAAAAAAUUGGUGCCUUGUACCUAAAGAUGUUUUGCAUGGGACACAAGUUUUCAGUUCCUCCCUUCCAAAUCUGUGUCUUUACAAUACUUUAGUAGCAUUGGAGUUUUUACAUUUCAUAUCUGUAUGUGAAUGGGAAAAAAGUUCCUACCAGCAACUUGAUGUAUUCUAUUGUAUUUGUCUAAAGACUAUUUCUAAUAAUGCAAAUUAUUUGCCCAAAAGUAGUUCAUAAUUUUGGUUUGUGUGUUAAAUCUUUGUCAGUAAAAUCUUUUUCAAAUUAGGAUUAGUCUUUCUUAAGCAAGUACUUCAUAACUAUUAUGUGAAAGAUAAAAAUACCUGGAUCAUCCUAUUGACAGAGCAGUUUGGAAAAGGCUAUUAUAUUACUGACUGGUGCCUUGCAAGUCAAAAGUUCUCUUGUAUCAUAAUAUUGCUUCCCCCAUCUUUAGUCAAUCAUAUCUUCAUGCAGAUAGACCUGCAAUAUUAAAUAUGCAUUGCAUGAUAUGCAUAGUUGCUUGAGGCUAAAGAUCUACAUAAGUGAUUAACAGAAUUUAAAGUCUAUUGAAUAUUUUCAUGACACUAGACCAAGGGUAUCAAAAAUUUAAAAUAUAUGUUCUAAAAUACAGCACUUUGAUUAGGAUGAGGCAUGGGCACUGUUGCAUUCUUUCAGUAUGCAUUCUUUCAGUAUGCAUAUUCUGAAGGACAUCAUUGAAUACUGACUACUUAAGAGUACAGAACUGUGAUUAUGGAACCUAUUGCUGCAUAGAAAGUAUGGAUUGAAUUGUAUUAUUCAAAUGAAGUGUAGGUUGAAGCUAGGGAAGGGAAAUUCUUGCCAGCAGCAGCAAAGUACUGUGACACAUUGUGGGACUUCAUUUAUAGAAAUCAUUUUUAUACAAAAGCUGUAAAAUGUUUUAGUACUAUCAACUGAAAAAUCAGCCAGGGUUGCCAAAUUCUAAAAGUAAGGCUAGCCUCUCCCACCCAGCUCUUGUCCAGUUCUUCCAUCCUUCCUUCCAUUACCUGGUGCCCGGCUCUGCAACCAGGAGAAACAGGUACAAGAAACCUGAGCUAUCUAAAGAUAAAACCAUUCAUGGGAUUACAAUCUAGCAAGCUUGAAUCAAGCAGUGUAUCUUGUAGCAUUUAUCCUCUUUGAAUUCCAAAGUAUUCCUUAAAAGCACCAAUAGACCAGUGAGGCAAUUUUAUGGUUGAAAAUGCGUUAAAACUGAAUACAGAACAGGGCAUUUUGACACUAAGUAUUGCCAGUUCUUCUGUAUUAAAAAAGACAAGAACUGUUUUGUGACUUAGAAAGCAGCAUGAAAAAUCCCUUUGGAAAGGCCUCGUAAUAUUGUUAAGAACUCUGCUGUUGAAGAUAGAAUUCUGGUAAAGUACUCUGAGAAUUCAUUCUUAACAGACAGUUGAGGGAGAGGACCUGUCAACCUGAGAGGCAGGCUUGUGAGGAAACAGAAGCAGCAUGGACUGCCAGAUGUACAACUCUGCAACUACACAGCUCCAAGCAUGCAGCCUCCCACUGCACAUUCAUAAUCACAUCUAGUUUCACUCCUCCUAAGUCAGUGCUCCACAUGGCAGACUCUUGCUUCCCAAUGCCCUACCCUGCCAACUGCUGGUAGCAAAGGUGUUCCUAACAAUAUGGAAUAAGAUACAAGAACAGGCUUCUUGUGGUUCUUAAAAGCCAAUCUUGGUGUUACUUUUGGCCAAUGGCCAGAGGUUAAAGGGAUUGUAGUGUAAAACAUCUGGAAGGCACCAGAAUGCCUACCCCUUCCUUACCGAAUGACAAAAUUGCAGUAGUUGAGCGCUUUUGCUUGGUGCAGUUUUCAAAGGCAAUAAUAAUUAAUAUACAUCUUAAAUGCAGGUAAUCCUCUUUUAGCUCAAGUUCAGAUAUACCAAACAUACAUGUGUAAACCUAAACAAACAAGGAAACAUGUACAUUCCAAUGCCAUCAGUUGAACUUUUUUUGUAACGAUACAGAAUGCAAGUCUAAGCCUAAAAACAAGAGAUAAACUCGUCACCUGCUUUUCCAGUUAUUGUUAAACUGUUCUUUAAACUGAUACCUUCUAAAAAGUAACAAUUUACAACAGUCAGACCUGUCUCAGUGAAAUCUUCAUUAACUUGCAAAAGCUCUCCAACCAUAUUUUUUCAUUGCUCAAUCAUUUUAGUGCAGUUUUUGAUGUCUGUUACAGCUUUCUUUUUGGGUCAGUCUUUUAAAGUGAUUGUAGGUCUACUACUUAUUUGCAGGGGGCUUCAGGGCAAAGUUGCCUUACUUUUGCUUUUGGCUACUUCUUGUGUGGUGGUGCUCAAAUAGACACACCCACACACUUGCAACAGAUAGGACAGCCUUUGCUUUAAAAGUGUAUUGUAAGAUGGUAGUUAAUGAAGGGAAGACAGACCCAUGAAUGAUUGAUAUUUCAUCAAUGAACUGCAUGUAUGAUAUUGACACACAGUUACUAAUCUUUUACAUACUGAGCUAGGUUUAAUAGUUUACAAAUCCUAAGAGCUGCAUUAUAAAGUGGCACAAAGUUGGAAGUUAGAAUUUUCUGUCAAAGUUAGGAACAAACUAAGUCCUGCUCUAACUACAUCAUCUUAUGAUCUGCCUAAGACUAUACUUUCCAAAAUUUGGGUAGAUGUCAUACCCAUAGAAUUAAUGCUCUAAUUUCCCCUUAGGAGCAACUGAAACACUUAGACUGUGGUUUCUCCUUUUGUUUCAACUAUCUUUUAUCCCCACAUCUAAAGAAGAGAUGGCGCUAAUGAUGAACAUCAUUGUAUUGUAAAAACAAAGACUAAAAGCCCAUUGUAGCAGCAGUGGAGUUUUUCUGCAAGAGGGACAGAAUUCCAACACUUACUUUUUAAAAAAUCAUAUACUACUAGCAAAUGGGUUCCUGUUAACUUCAGAGGCAUCAUAGAGCAGACCAAGGCACCAAAAUGCUAUGCAACACCAAACAGUUCCUUUUCCACAUGGAAUAUACAAUCAUAAUUCACAGCACCAGACAAGCAUUAUGUUGGCUGAAAACAGUCCACAAUUAAGGCUCAUCUAGAACUUUAAACAUGUAUUUUCCCUUUGAAUAAUUAACAUGGCCUACUUAAACACAGGACUGGGGGGCUUGUUACUACUUUUAUGUGUGAAAUAUAAAUCAUGUUUUUAUGAUUUUUGUAAAUCUCUACUCUUUUUACCUUGUUUUUGUAAGCUGAAAUUUCCUAUUAAAAAGAAAAGUCCAUUGUA